AUGGCGGUAAUUUGUCGCCUUGCAGCUUUCUGGACUCGAGUUCAGCCAGCUAUAUUUGUCAAUCCAUCUGAAGAAGGUUCUGCUGUAUUUCCUAUCAAGGUGGGAUUCUCUUGCAAAGCUGCCGCCGCAAGCUUCAGGGAAAAAAUGGAGAUUGCCUGUUCAAACACCAAACGACUUGUGUCACUCCGGCAUCAACAUCAUGUUGUUGUUUUCGAUGAAAACUGCCAAGCUGACUCUCAAGUACGUGACCUGGAGAACGAGAUUCAGCAGACGACCACAGCAAUCACAGAGGAAACAAGCAUGAGUUACUGCUGGGAGAUGGUGGAGUUUGUGCAGAGAAAUGUUGGCAAGCUUGCAGCUCAUCCUUUCAGAUCACCUGCUGAUGCUGAUGAACGAAAACGGAGGCAUGACUUAGCAGUGAUGUUGCACAAUCUUAAUAUUGUUCUGCAGCUGGUGAGGUGGCCCAGCUCUCUGGACAUCGCUAUGCUCUACAGAGUAUCAGAUACCAAAGCAAGGCUUUCGGGGUCAUAUGGUCGUUUCUGA
Ostreobium quekettii is the source of this 543-nucleotide messenger RNA. The record is from the annotation of a GenBank genome assembly. NCBI's taxonomy places the organism in Eukaryota, Viridiplantae, Chlorophyta, Ulvophyceae, Bryopsidales, Ostreobiaceae.